AUGCCACGCGCUCCGCCCGCCCCGUUCGGCGGCUGUGGCGGAGCUCUCGUUCCAAACCCCCCCCCGACAGUCCUCGCUGGGCCGGGGCCGGUCCUGCCCCCGCGCCGGCAGCGGGUGAGGCUUUACGGCCGAGGCGGAGCUCGGCUCGGCUGGGCUCGGCUUAGCCCGGCUGGGCGCCGCUGCGGGCGGGCCAUGGCGGCGGGGCCGGGGCCGGGGCUGGAGCUGGGGCUGGAUGUGGAGGAGGCGCUGGCGGCGGCAGGGCCGUUCGGGCGCGGGCAGCGGCGCCUCACGGCCCUGCUGGUGCUGCUGCAGGUAUACGUGGCUUGCCAGUCGAUGCUUAUUGUGCUCGUGGGAGCUGUGCCCAGGUACCACAUAGACCAGGAGGGAAUUCCAGCGAGCAGAGCUGAGCUUGCCAAGCACAUCCGUUUUGCCAGCAACUUCACAUCCAUUGUCACUGAGUGGUACCUAAUUGACCGAGAAGCCUACAAAGUAAGCCUUGCAUCAUCCCUGUUUUUUGCUGGACUGCUCAUUGGAAAUAUCACAUUUGGCCCUUUGUCAGAUAAACUGGGCAGGAAACCAGUGUAUAUCUCAGGUCUCUUUUUUGAUGUCAUUUUUGGGUAUGUCACAGCCUUAGCUCCGAAUUAUGACAUAUUUGCGAUUUCACGGUUUUUUGUUGGAAUCGUGAAUGGUGGAAUGGCUCUUGUGUCUUUUGUCCUAACACAAGAAUAUGUAGGAAAAUCAUUUUGGUCAUUUACAGGUUCACUAACUAAUAUGACAUUUGCAGUUGGCAUUGCUGUUUUUGCUUUGCUGGGUUACUGUAUCAGAGAGUGGCGCUACCUCGCCUUGGUGUCGAACAGUCCAGGAGUCUUCUUCCUCCUCCUCUCUUUCAUGCUCCCGGAAUCUCCACGGUGGCUGUACUCCCAAGGGAAAACAGCAGAAGCUGAAGACGUGUUGCAAUAUAUUGCCCUUUGUAAUGGAAAAGAAAGAUUAAAUCUAAAAUUGAAACCAAGUGCAGGAACUCUGAGGAAGGAUGAGUCAGCACCUGGAAUUCUGAACUUGGUGAAACAGCCGGUCCUUCGGUGGCGAACCAUCCUUCUGAUGUACAUCUGGUAUGUCUGCAGCUUUGUGUACUAUGGACUAACUUUAAAUGCUGGUGAUUUAAGAGGAAAUUUGUAUUUAAAUGUGGCUCUUUCUGGUCUUGCAGAAGUUCCAGCAUUUCCUCUCUGCAUGUUUUUCAUUGAGAAAUCCUGGUCUGGAAGACGUAAAACUAUGACGUGUUUUCUGACAUUUGCAGGACUUGCCUGUGUGUUUGCCAUGUUUUUACCAACAAAUGCUGGUCUCCUCCUGGGUCCCACUUUGUUAGCUCUGUGUGGAAAAAUGAUGGUCAGUGCUGCUUUCAACAUCCUGUAUAUUUAUACAUCUGAGCUGUACCCAACAGUGCUGAGAAAUGCUGGCUUGGGUGCCUGCUCCAUGUCUUGCAGAUUUGGGGGCAUUUUGGCUCCAUUUGUGCCAUCUAUGAAGUCUCUCAGUCCUUCUGUACCGUUUGUGGUGUUUGGAAUCACUGGACUGUCUGCAGGAUUCCUGACUCUCCUUCUACCAGAAACACUAAAUAAGCCAAUUGCUGAGAGCAUCGACGACCUCCAGAGUCCCAGAUACCAAGUGCUUAAAAAUGAAGAGGCAGAGCAAAGCAGUUAGAAGAAAACACUUGAGUUUGAGGCCUGUCUGGUGGAAAGUGAAGCCUCCAUUGAGAAGGUGCUAUAACAGCUGAAGGGCAAAGUGCUGCUCCCUGUGUCUGACAGGAAACAUUCCAGGACUCAUGUAUAAUGCUGUUUGUAGCAUGUUAAACAGCUCUGUGUGGAGGCACACUGAGAAGAUGGAAGGAGUUGAUCAAAGCUUGUGAGAAAAGAGCUGACAAAUCUGUGCAUUAAUUUAAUGACUUAACAAAAGCCCACUUCAGAGGUUUGGACUUCUCUACAGCUUCUUGAAGUGAAGUAUUAAUUUACUUUACAAGACGUAAUUGCCAGCUUCAGAUGAAGCUAUGAUGUUGUAAUUGAAGUGAUGUAUAAUUUAAAAUUUAGAUGGCCUUAUAUAUUCUGUCAAGCUGGAAAUGUGAAAAGGAGCAGCAUCCUGUAUAUGCUAAUUUUCUCUACAGGUUUUUUGCCUCUAGACUACAGUGUAUACCUCACAGUGUGAAGAGACCAAAGAUCUAUGCGGGUUGCUGGCCUAAGAAACCUGAGCAGGAGAUCUGAAAGGAGAAGAAAUGGAUUCUGUUGUGGGAUACAGCAAGUUUUUGUUGGAGAAGAUGCCUUAAAUGAAAAAUAAUACUAUAUUGGAAAAAUUGUCAGGACUUGAAGAGGUGCAUUUAAAGGAGAGGAUGAGUAACCUUUUAGACAAAGGUUAUUAAGUUCUAGCUGUACAUGUGGAAUGAGAAAUUAUUGAGCAUGAGUUAUAUAUUGUAUAAUAUAUGUAGUAAUAUAUAAUCCCCUAUAUUUCACAUAUCAGUUGGAAAUUCUUCUUGCAAGGGAACGGUGUUUGGUUAACAGUUAAUAUAUUUACAUUGGAAUAGAUGCAUCACAACUGUUACAGGGUUUUUUUAUGGCAAACACAACUUUGUUAUUAAAAAGACAAUUAUUUUAA
Chiroxiphia lanceolata (lance-tailed manakin) is the source of this 2637-nucleotide messenger RNA. RefSeq names its product solute carrier family 22 member 15-like. The record is from RefSeq and is a predicted model, not a curated record. The transcript is spliced from 12 exons. Gene Ontology annotation, molecular function: transmembrane transporter activity. Gene Ontology annotation, cellular component: membrane. Gene Ontology annotation, biological process: transmembrane transport. NCBI's taxonomy places the organism in Eukaryota, Metazoa, Chordata, Aves, Passeriformes, Pipridae. Bases 1 to 1695 code for a protein of 564 amino acids.